UAUACUAUAAAAACACAUCGUACAUUCGAUAUUUGUUCAGUUCUUGUUGGAUGUACUUUAAGCAUUCUUGUUUCUUCGAAAUCGAAUAUAUUUAAAAGAAAAAUGAAAACUAUCGUGAUUAUUUUUGCUUUCUGCAUUUGCGUUGGUGCAAUGACAAUUGAAGAAUUGAAAGCCCAACUACGUGAUGUUCAGCAAACUUGUAAAGCAGAAUCUGGCAUUGAUGAACAAAAAGCAAAUGACGUUCAUGAAGGCAGUUUCGAUGUAGAAGAUGAGAUAGCUCAACUCUACUCUCAGUGCAUAAUAAACAAAUUCAACACUGUUGAUGAGAGCGGAAACUUUAAUGAAAAUGUAGUUAGGGAAAUAAUGAAAGUAUAUCUGGACGAAAAUAAUGUUAAUCAAUUAGUCUCCGAAUGUUCAUCUGUUUCUGAUGCCAACAUACAUCUAAAAUUUAGUAAAUUAAUGAUAUGUUUUGAAAAAUAUAAAACAAUAAAAGAAAUCCUAAAUCUCUAAACAUUCAAGUAUCAAAAG
This is a messenger RNA of Apis florea (little honeybee), 528 nucleotides long. RefSeq names its product odorant binding protein 19 (gene Obp19). Lineage: Eukaryota; Metazoa; Arthropoda; Insecta; Hymenoptera; Apidae. Gene Ontology annotation, molecular function: odorant binding. The record is from RefSeq and is a predicted model, not a curated record.